AUGUCGUCAAAAAAUUCAGAAAUUCCAAAUUUGUAUUAUAUACACAAACAAUUAGUUUUACCUAAUUCGGAAUAUUCAGAUAAAUUAAAUGAAGCAAUUUCUAGAGAAUUAAUUGCUAGAUUUGGGACAAUGUCACAAGCAUUAAUUAAUAGACAUGUAAAAAAUAUUUAUAAUUUGGGAAAUGUUUUACAAAACAGUUUAAGUCCAACAGAAUUUCGAAAUAUUUCAAUUGAAGAAAAUGAAGGGGAAGAAAUAAAUGAAUUGAAUAAUGUUGAUGAUAGUUUUGAUGAUAGUGAUAGUGAAAAAGAAAUAGCUCCUUGGAGAAUUAAUUUUCUCAAAGAGCUUACUUUAAAUCAUUGGACUAGUAAACGUAAACAGAUUUUACUUUCUCGUGAUAAAUAUUUGGCAAUGAUUGAAAAUGUUAGACAAUUUGGAAAUGAUAUUAGUGAAGGAGAAGGAAUAAUAGAAGAUAAUCAAAAUAAUAUUUUAUCCCCCCAAUUUUACCCCUCAUUUUCUUCUUCUUCAACAACAAAUUAUUCCUCUUCCUCUCCUUCAAUGUCCACACCAACAAAUUUAAAUAAAAAACCUUAUUUAAAAUAUAAAAUUGUUCAACUUGGGGAAGAAAACAUAAUUGAAAUGUUGGCAGAACGUAAAGAUUCUGAAAGGCUUUUUCUUUAUAACGAACAAAUUUUUGAUGUUUUGUAUAAAAUACAUAUGGAUACUAGACAUGGAAGGAGUAUGUCUAUGUACAGUAUGAUUAAAAAUAAGUUUGCAAACAUCACUAUAGAACAAAUAAAAUUAUUUUUAAGUUCUUGUGAAGGGUGUAAAAAUUGGAAUAAAAAUGAAAAAAAACUUUUUACACUUUUGGCAAAUAAUCCAAAUAAAGAAAAGAAAAUUGAAUAUGCAAAAUUCUUCGAUUUUGAAGAAAAAACAAUUGGAUGUCGUUAUUGUCCAUACAAAAAAAUAAUUAAAGAAAAUAUGAAAUCAACAAAUGCCCUCAGAAGUCAUUUGAAGAAAUAUCAUUUAAGUAUUUUAAGAGAAGUUAGAAAGGAAGAAAUGGAUAUUGAAGUUGUUGAGAAUGAGUGA
Molecule: messenger RNA, 1086 nt
Organism: Meloidogyne enterolobii
Lineage: Eukaryota; Metazoa; Nematoda; Chromadorea; Rhabditida; Meloidogynidae
Source: the annotation of a GenBank genome assembly